Molecule: messenger RNA, 1915 nt
Organism: Trachymyrmex cornetzi
Lineage: Eukaryota; Metazoa; Arthropoda; Insecta; Hymenoptera; Formicidae
Gene: PpV
Product: Protein phosphatase V
Exons: 7
Coding region: 1-912 (303 amino acids)
Molecular function (GO): protein serine/threonine phosphatase activity
Source: RefSeq, a predicted model, not a curated record
AUGUCAGACAUAGAUAAAUGGAUAGAUAUCGCGAAAGAAUGCAAAUACUUACCCGAGAAUGAUCUCAAGAAACUCUGUGACGUGGUAUGUGAUUUAUUACUGGAGGAGUCAAACAUCCAGCCUGUAUCUACUCCGGUGACAGUAUGCGGCGAUAUACACGGUCAGUUCUAUGAUUUAGAGGAACUGUUUCGCAAUGGUGGCCCCGUACCAGAUACAAAUUACAUAUUCCUGGGAGAUUUUGUCGAUCGGGGUUACUACAGCUUAGAAACAUUUACUCGUCUGCUCACACUUAAAGCUAAAUGGUCUGACAGAAUAACGUUACUACGUGGUAAUCAUGAAUCUAGACAAAUCACACAUGUUUAUGGAUUUUAUGAUGAAUGUCAAAACAAGUACGGCAAUGCUAAUGCUUGGAAGUACUGUUGUAGGGUAUUUGACUUGCUCACAGUUGCUGCCUUAAUUGAUGAACAGGUUCUUUGUGUACAUGGUGGAUUGUCUCCGGCUAUUAGAACACUAGAUCAAAUUAGAACAAUCGAAAGGAAUCAAGAGAUUCCACACAAAGGUGCUUUCUGUGAUUUGGUUUGGUCUGAUCCAGAGGAUGUAGAAACAUGGACAGUAAGUCCACGUGGCGCAGGUUGGUUAUUUGGCAGUAAAGUGACUUAUAUGUUCAUGGAAGUGAAUGAUCUUAAACUCAUCUGUAGGGCACAUCAACUAGUUCAGGAAGGUUACAGGUACAUGUUUAAUGACAAACUUGUCACAGUGUGGUCAGCCCCAAAUUAUUGUUAUCGAUGUGGUAACAUAGCUAGUAUCAUGCAAUUCACAACAGUAGAUCAAAGAACACCCGUGCUGUUCCAGGCAGUGCCUGAUUCCGAGAGAGUAAUUCCACCUCUAACGCCCACUCCGUACUUUUUGUGAUCUAUCUUAGCGGCUCAUUUGUACGGAUGCAGAAGAGAAAUAUCUGUGUCUAGACUCUACGGAAUUACAUGAUUUGAUCGACCAGAUCCAGGCUGGUACCAUGACGGAACCAUACAUUAGUGAAAAUAUAUCACAAACCGAUUAUACUCUAGAAAAUUUUAAUUCCUUUGAAAGAAAUUGUUUGAUGCGUUCUACGAUCAAAGUACGAUACUUAGAGGACUGAAUUGUGGUGUGAUUACUCUUAUUCAGGGAAUGUUCUUUAGAUUUUUUAAGAACUUUAUCAGGUUUUACAUAUUGUAAAGCUAACUUUUAUAUAUUAAUACAUAGUAUCUGCCAUUGCAUCAGCCUGUUUUUUGUGGCUCGAGAAAAAAAGAAAAUGAUAUUUUGCAUUAGAGCAAAUGUGAACAUUCUGUGGUCUAGACGCUUUUGCUGUCUACUAUGUACAUUCUGUAGAGCAUUCAUAUCUCAGAGCAGCAUUCUGGACUUAAAUGUUCAAAAGACUUUUAAAUAAUUUAUGAGCGCAAAUAAUGCGAAUAGUCCAGUGCUGUAUAUAAAUAAAAAGAAAAAAAAAGAAAUAUCACGUUCAAACAUUCCGGUAAGAAAUACACUCUCUGAGUACAGUGAAUGCUUAUCUGACUUUACAAUCGUGCGUAGAAUUCAGGUUUAUUAAAGCGUGAGCAUAUAUAUAGUACUGUUAAGGUCUUCCUAAACAUAUAAGUGAUCUGUUGCUGAUUUAGGUACUGUGUGUGCUGCGUGCUGUUUUUUUUUUUCUAAAUGCGCAAUCAAUGUUCUUAGCAAGAAUCGUAAAUUCGGCCCUUUUUCGCCGAAGUACAAAUAGCGUGUAGCAGUAGCCAAAGCUUUCCUGUUUAGAUAGGAAAUCCGAUAGCGGAAUCGUUAUAGCAUCUAUAUAUAUAGAGAGUUCUCUUAUUAUUUUUAGCACAUGACAUUUUUUAUGCUUAAUUUUAAGAAAUAUUGAGCUCAAAUACUAUCGCUAAACUAUCUU